Molecule: messenger RNA, 7017 nt
Organism: Dreissena polymorpha
Lineage: Eukaryota; Metazoa; Mollusca; Bivalvia; Myida; Dreissenidae
Product: cGMP-specific 3',5'-cyclic phosphodiesterase-like
Exons: 21
Coding region: 332-2965 (877 amino acids)
Biological process (GO): signal transduction
Molecular function (GO): protein binding; 3',5'-cyclic-nucleotide phosphodiesterase activity
Source: RefSeq, a predicted model, not a curated record
UAACGACGAAAUGACGUCACAUAUUCGUUCUAAUGGCGGACAUUUUAAAAGAAAAUCGCGAAAUGCAAACAUUCAAGACUAAAUAUAUCUGCCAGAAUUCAAAACAGUGAGUGCGUGACGCAAAAGUUGUAUAGAGAGAGCUGUAUACAACCAGUUGGAAUCCUUUCUAGUGAAGCAAGGUCUGUUGUAUGAGUAUCAGAGUGGCUUCAGGGAAAAGAUCCUAGUACCAUUACAUUAGUCAAGUUUUAGGCAAAGAGCUCGAGUCCUGUAAUCAAUUUAGCAUAAUGACAUCAGUGGAAUUUUGACCUCAGAACAAGACAGGAGCAUAAAAAUGAGUAUGGAGACAAAAAUCAGUUUAGAUGAAGCAGCGGUGGAAAUGUAUUUGCUGGAAAAUGCGGACUUUCUGGAAAACUGGCUUAAAAAACAUGCCACAUCAGAAUUCUUGCAAAAGAUCAAAAGCAUGGAUGUUGCCAGAAAGAAGCCUAAAUUUAGCACUGCAGCUCGCAAUUCUAUCACCUCAAAUAUGUUCAAAAGCUAUGUGUACGGGAUGGUAACAAAGCAAAAGCGAUCAUUGGUGGAAAGAGAAAAAUUGCUGGCAAUGAGUGAAUCAGAAAUGUUCAUGGAACUUAUUAGAGACAUUGCCAGUGAGCUGGAUGUUAGUGUUUUGUGUCACAAAAUUUUGAGGAAUGUAAGUAUUUUGACUGGCAGUGAUCGUGGGAGCUUGUUCCUUGUUCGUGGAUCUAGUGACAAAAGAUACCUUGUGUCCAAACUUUUUGACGUCACAGAGAAUUCAACUCUUGAGGACUCACUGCACACUGAAGAGACCGAAAUAAAAGUGCCAUUUGGACGUGGAAUAGCUGGACACGUGGCAUUGACAAAGGAAACCAUCAACAUUACUGAUGCAUAUCAGGAUCCGCGAUUCAACAAGGACAUUGACAAGCAGACUGGGUAUCGCACCCACAGCAUCCUGUGUAUGCCCAUACUCAGCCACGAGAACGAUGUGAUAGGCGUGGCACAGAUCAUCAACAAGAUCACUGGAAACCACAUUUUUGAAGACCAGGAUGUACAGGUGUUUCGCAAGUACUUGAUGUUCUGUGGCAUUGGCAUUACCAACGCUCAGCUGUUCGAGAUGUCAGUUCAAGAGUACAAACGAAACAAGUUGCUGCUUAGCUUGGCCCGAGGUGUGUUCAAAGAACAACAGAACUUGGAAAAACUCAUUCAGAAGAUCAUGCUUGAUGCCCAGGACCUUCUGCAAUGUGAACGCUGUAGUGUCUACCUUAUCGAUGAGACAAUGGAGUCGAAAGAUCAGAUGUAUGAAGAUAAAACCGCUGUUUCCACAAAGGGACAAACAAAAACAAUUCAGGAUGUCCAGUUUGCCAAGGCUUUUGACCUGUAUGCCAAAGAUGGCGGCAACAUCAGAAUUCAAAGCGCCAAUUAUUUGUCUGCUUCAAAGAAUGCAGAGAUUGCUCGCUUUGCCGCCUUCAAUGAGACCACUGUAUGUAUAGCGGACUUGGAGCAAGAUGGCCGCUUUGGACAGGGACCAUUCACUGAUGGGGAGGGCUUCAAGACCCGGAGCAUCCUGUGUAUGCCUGUGUACAACAGUGAGCGCAGGAUAACUGCUGUCACCCAGCUGAUCAACAAACUCAAUGGAGCCCCCUUUAAUGAGAGUGAUGCAAAUAUUAUUGAGGCAUUUUCCAUCUUCACUGGGCUGGGCAUUCACAACUGUCAGAUGUAUGAGAACGCGUGUCGCCUGAUGGCCAAGCAAACUGUGGCCCUUGAGGUGCUCUCCUUCCAUGCAACAGCAGGACGGGAGGAAACCGAAAGGCUUGCGAAAAGUGCGUUGCCGCCGGGCAAGGAAAUGAACUUGUAUUCAUACGACUUCAAUGAUCUUGUGAUCACGGAUGAUGAUACGCUCAAGAGUGUCAUCAUCAUGUUUAAAGAAGCGGGCUUGCUCACGAAAUUCAAAAUACCGCUUGAUGUUAUGUGUCGCUGGACCUGUAGCGUGAAAAAGAACUAUCGCCCUGUGACUUACCACAACUGGCGGCAUGCAUUCAAUGUCACACAGACCAUGUUCACCAUGCUUUAUACUGGUAACCUGGUGCCUACGUUCAGUGACCUGGAGGUAUUUGGCAUGUUGGUAGCCUGUCUGUGCCAUGACUUGGACCAUCGCGGCACCAACAAUGCAUUUCAAGUCAAGGUGGUUUCGCCCCUGGCAAUGCUCUACAGCACCUCAGUCAUGGAGCAUCAUCACUUUGACCACUGCAUCAUGAUUCUCAACAGUGAGGGCAACAACAUAUUCCAAUCCUUAAGUCCAGAAGAAUACAGAAAAGUCAUCAAGAUGUUGGAGUUCUGUAUACUGUCCACAGAUCUAGCCUUGUACUUUAGAAAACGUAGUGAAUUCAAGAAACUCAUAGAAAGUGGAAGGACAGAUUUCAAGUCCACAGAGGAUAGAAAUCUGCUCAAAGCCAUGAUGAUGACAGCCUGUGAUGUGGCGGCCAUUACCAAACCCUGGGAGAUACAGAGGGAGGUGGCACAGCUGGUGGCCAACGAAUUCUUUGAACAGGGCGAUGUGGAGAAAACGCAGCUCGGGGAAACUCCCAUUGCAAUGAUGGACAGAGACAAGAAGGAUGAGCUUCCUAAGAUGCAGGUCGGCUUCAUAGAUGCAAUCUGCACCCCAGUGUACGAGAUGCUUGCCUCAGUACAACCAGGCUUAAAGCCGCUACACUCUGGUGUACUCAACAACCGAACCCAUUGGAUUGAACUGGACCAAAUGUACAAAGCAGGUAAAACAGAAGAGUUGAGGAAAAUACUGAAAUUUUCAGAAACAGCAACACCUUCCACUGAGAAAAACAACAAUGAUAAAAAUGGAAAACAUUCUAAAGAUCAGAAGGAUUCAACUAACGCAAACAAGAAGAAAACAGGGGCUACAAAGGGAAAAUUAUCAAAGACAUGUGUUCUGUUGUAAAACCACUGACCACAAGCUAUUUGAUUCUGUGAUAAUAAUUUUUAUUAUCCCCGCCAAAAAUUUAUUUGGAGGGGAUAUAGUAAUUGGUCCUGUCCGUCUGUCCAUCCGGCUAAAACUUUGUCCGGAGCAUAACUCCAAAUCUAUUCAAUGGAUUUACUUUAAACUUAGAAUAUAAAGAGAUGGCAACUAGGAGAAGUGCAGUGACCAAGAACCACAACUCAUCUACCUUAGUUUUUGAAUUAUCUCCCCUUUUAUAUAAUUUUAAAGUAAAUUUUUGUCCGGAGCAUAACUCUUAAUCUACUAAAGGGAUUUACUUGAAACUUAAACAGAUGGCAAGUAGGAGAAGUGCAGUGACUAAGAACCAUAAUUCUAUCUACCUUAGUGUUUGAAUUAUAUCCCUUUAUUUAAUUUCAAAGUAAAUUUUUGUCCGGAGCAUAAUGAAUCAUCUCCCUUAUUUUGUUUUUACAAAUAUUAUUCUACUCUCUAAAACAAAUGUUGUCAUACAAGCAAACACAUUUCGGCGGGGAUUUGGCACUACUGUGACAAGCUCUUGUUUUAUUUAUAAUUGCUCGGUUUUGUCAAAUAUGUGCAUGUAUACCGACAUUAACCUAUGUAUGAAACCAUUUCAGGAACUGCUUUAUGCUUUUUGUAAUGAUGUCCUGCUUAAUUGUACGUCAGUUAAACAUUUUAUUAGAAAGAUUAUGUUCAAGUUUGUAAUUAUAUCUUUUGAAUUGCAGUAUGAAUUGUUAGUGUAUACAUGUGAACUAUGGGUAUGGGUAAAGGAAUGUGGAACAUGGUAAAAGUGUCACAAGGUAAAUGUGAUAGUCACUGGAGAUUGUCAUUGCGUAGAAAUAUGUAAUAUAUAAAUAGCCUCGCAGAAGUGAUGUACAUGUUGAGACUACAGCUUGUUCUGCACCAGACGUGCAAACGCUAACGUCACAAUGCAAUACUAUUAUAUCAUGGUCUAUCUUAUGGCAAUUUUUGAAUUAGUAAAUUAACAAAUAUGUAUUGCCAAAAUAAUUACAUGUUUAAUUUGUUGUCUUCAUUUUAGAAUUAAGAACACUUGUGAAUUUCUCUUUGACUGGCAUAUCUGUAAUAUAUACUAGUACAUGAAGUUAUAUUCUUGAUCAUUUUUAACAGUUGAUGUUUUUUCAAAUCCAGGGACCAUUGAUUUGAGAUUAGUGAUUCUAGAUAUUAUUUUAUAUUUGUAUAACUCAUUUUGUUUUUGUUGUCAAUUUAGACAAUUUAAAUGUGAUCUCUUUUUCGUUAAAUAUGAAAUGGAAUAUAGAUACAUCAUGGUUUGAUGUGUUAAUAAGUCAGUGAUUCUAAACUUCUUUUUUUUUCAAAAUAUUUAUCAACUUAAGUCUUAAAAAAUGGUUGCAAAUUUCAGUGCUCAAAGUUUAACCUUUUUUGAUUCUCGCUAUCUUGCAUGUGACAUAAUUAAAGCAGCAAAAAAAAUUCAACUUCAAAAGGGAGAUAACUAUUUUUGCUGUGGAAAGACAGUGUACUGUGUUUAUUGCCAAAUAGCAAUUUGCCAUACGAAUUUGGAAGUAAGCAAAAACGUAUACCGGUAAGCACACAAUUUUACUCUGUUUGGUAUGUGUUUCAUAAAGAUGCUUGUUGUUAUAGUUAUUUUAUUUCUACCCUCACUUUUUUCAACCAACUGAAAAUGUGUUACCUACCUUCAAAACCUUUUUACAUCCAAUUUGUGGGUCUAUGUGAGCUAUGGUUGUCAGUAGUUAAUUUAAUACUCCGGUAUGGAGAUAAACAAAAUUCAAGGUACGGAGACGUAAAUAAAGUCUCUGAUUUUAAGGACGAUUUCAGAUCUAAUUUUAUGUUUAUUCUGUUGCACAUGGUAUGUGAUUAUUACACAGACUUUGAAGAACUUUUAAAAUUAUCAAAGGUUUUAAUAUUUAUUAAAGUACAGUAUUUAAUGUAGUUUGUGAUUGCAAUUGCUGUUGGAUGACACCUGUAGGAGAAAGUUUGAAUAUAAUAGAAUAGAAAUGAAUAGAGCGAGCAAAGAAAUUUGGUCUAUUUACUGAUGUGAAACGUUUUGACGAUAUAUUAAAUUUUAGUUUGUGAUGAAAUCUACAUUUAUAUUUAUAGCAGUUUUAUUGAUUUUGUCAUAUUAUUCUUACAACCACAAAAUGUGCUCGCAAUAAUUCAUAAUUUAAAACUGCACGUUCUGACUGUGUUUUACUUUAUAUGUGUAUUUUUAUUAUACAGUGUUAUUGUUAGAACAGAUAACAUGUAUAUGCAUUUUCUCCCUCAAUAAAUGCGAGCAGUUGUUUGCAUAGUGAUAUUACAGGAUAAAUAUAUAUCAUAGUCUACAAUUUUCUUUUUACAUAAAUGUUGUGUUUAAUUUUAAUAUUAUUAAUGUAAACGUUAUAAGUAUUGAUUUGUUUAACUCCCAUUACGAAGUAAAGUGUGGUGUACUGGAAUCAAAAUGGACAUUUGUCUUUCCAUCCGUCUAUCUGUUUGUUACAAAAACAUGUCAGCAGGUGACCUAGCUUACUUGUCAAUGUAUAAUAUUUUAACUUACCGGUGUUGAAACUCAGUAUAUGAAGUUGCACGUUUUUUGUCAGCAUUCUUAAAAGAUACAAAUGUUAAUAAAGUGCCAAUUCGUCGACUUAGACAUUCUUUACACAAUUUACACAUGCAAAUUACUUUUUUGAAGCCAUGUGGUCCACAUGUGUUGCCUCCACCCUAAAUCCUUACCUCAAAGGAAUUAUCGUGUACCUUGGUCCGUCUGCUCAUCAGUCCGCAGGUCUGUUCGUAUACAAGAUCUUUUCCGCAGGCCUUCUCAUGAACUUUUCAAUUUAAAACAUUCAAUUUGUAGAAUUUGUUCCUUACGCUUGGAAGUUGUUCUUAUGAGGUUUUAAUCAUCCUCAUUUAAAAAUUACAGAAGAUAUGCUAUUUUUAGUGUUUUUUUCUCUUCUUUAAUAUACUGCAUUUACAUAGUUUUUAUGCUCCCCCAAAAAUUUUGGGGGGAGCAUAUUAUAGUCACCGCUUUGUCUGUCGGUGCGUCCGUCCGUGCACAAUUUUUGUCCGGGCUAUUUCUCAGCUAUUAAUGACCGGAAUUCCAUGAAACUUUAUGGGAAGCUUCACUAACAAGAGGAGAUGUGCAUAUUAUCAGCCGGUUCUCGUCGGAUGAUUUUUCACAGAGUUAUGGCCCUUUGAAAUUUUCCAUUGUACAUGUAGUGCAAUUCUUGUCCGAGGUAUUUCUCAGCAACUUAUUACGGGAUUUCAAUGAAACUUUAUGGGAAGCUUCACUACCAACAGGAGAUGUGCAUAUUAUGAGCCGGUUAUGGUCGGAUGAUUUUUCACAGAGUUAUGGCCCUUUGAAAUUUUUAAGUUGUUAAACCAUCCAUUGUAUUAUUUUGUCCAAAGUUAUGCCCCUCAAGACGUUUCCUUUUAUCUGAAUAUAUAGUGCAAUAUUGUGACAAAAUAAACCUUUGCGGAGCAUCACCCGUCUCCGACAGUUUCUUGUUUUAAUUUGCUUAUUUAAAUAAAUCUCGAACACACUUUUUGCUCCCAGCAGCGUUUCCACACCUAAUAUCAUCAACCCUGGCAUUCAUCGCUAGAAAGUUUUGCCAACCAAUUGGAUGCUGGUUGACGCAUUCUCAGAAUUAAUUUGUAAAUCAUAUUUCAUGGUUGUUCCUUUUUUAUUUGUGUUCUAUUUACAUGCGGCAUAUAUAAUAACUGCAGUUAAUUGGGUUUUUGUUAAAAAAAAAAUGCUACAUUUGCACGGCAGGUGGAUAUUUUUCAAUACUGUUUACUGUUCAUGCAGUUUAUAGUGAACGUCAAUAUUAUCAUUAUUGGUUUAAAUACAUGUAGUAUCAAAUGUUUUAUUGAGACCUGUUCAAGUCAGUGUUUGUAUAUGUACAUACAAAAUGUAUUUAUUUAUUUCCAUGUUUUAUUUUAUUAUAUCUUUAAGAAUUCAAGUGCGAUGAAUCUCAAUUUAAUUCAUGUCGUACACGUUUAUGUCGUUAACAAUAGAAUGUGCAUGAAUGAAUUUUGUUAUAGUUGCAUAUUAAACUUUAUACACAUUU